Fusarium oxysporum Fo47 is the source of this 981-nucleotide messenger RNA. RefSeq names its product thioesterase-like superfamily-domain-containing protein. The transcript has 3 exons. NCBI's taxonomy places the organism in Eukaryota, Fungi, Ascomycota, Sordariomycetes, Hypocreales, Nectriaceae. Bases 1 to 981 code for a protein of 326 amino acids. The record is from RefSeq and is a predicted model, not a curated record.
AUGUCAAACUCACAUCUGCCCAAUUCCCACCCAGAUGUUACUCCAACAUGGAGACCUUACAAAUUCCCUAGAACCCCACUGCCUGAUGCGAUCAAAACGAGUCCAGUUGCAGACUCCGAUGGACAGAGAUAUAGUGGCAGUGUUCCACCGGACUGGUGCGGCAAUGGCGGACGGCGAUUGGCAGCCCAUGGCGGGUAUUGUGCCACAGUUCUGAUGAUGACAGCGCAACAAUAUCAUCAUGACCAGCACGGGAGCCUAGGGAACAUGGAGCCUCUUAAUAUAUCCGUGGAGUAUCUCGAACCAUUACCUCAGGGCCAAUUCGAGAUUGCUCUUGAAACUCUGAACAUAGGUAAACGCACUUCGACGGUUGAAGCCAUACUUAAAUCGGUGGAGAUCCAUGAACACAAGGUCUGCGCUAUUGCUAUAGUAAGGCUUGGUACGUUGAAAGACGAGGGUCACGUCACCAACAUACAACCUUCAGUUUGGCCAUUACCAGAUAGGACGAAGGAUUGUACCCGAUGGUCAGAUGCCAGUUACUACUACAUGAAUCCCCCCGCGUCGACGGUAAGGAUGUACACACCCAGUGGCGAGAAUGCGCCGCUGUGGAGUGAAAGGUUCGGAGGGCAGAAUACCAGAUAUCAGUGGGUGAAAUUGGACAAUGACGAAAAGUUCGGACUCGAGCACUUGCCUGUACUGGCGGACCUGGUUCCUCCAAUCUUCCUCAACUACGUCGAGGAUGGCAUGGAAGCCGCCAGUAGCUGGGGUAUACCCACCACCGCUCUGAACAUUAUGUUCCGUUCUGAGAUUACUCCACAUGAGUGGCUUCUCACUCGAACCACAAUGAAGAGACUACAUGGUGGGAGGUUUGAUAUGAACAUUGAGAUCCUCGAUGAAAGGGGACAACUUCUCGCUUCCUGCAUGCAGAUCUGUUCAGUAAUACCUCUUGCAAAAUCCACUUCUAAGACUGCAGGAAAGCUUUAG